GUGAGCGAGCGUGUGAGCGAGUGAGAGCGAAGUACGGCUGUGCUGCGAAGUAGCGGCCAACGGCACGGAAUACUGCAAACUAACUGCUAAUCGUGAGCUGCGAGACAACUGAAAACAUGGACGCGUACGAGGAGCGGAAGCAGCAAUGGGAAGAUCUGGAAGUGAGCCGCGAAGAAAUGGAGACCCUGACGAAGUGUAUGAAGGAGGAGCAGUUCCGUAAGCUCCUCAUAGAGUAUGCCGAGGAAGUGAACGACCCGGAGAAUCGGAAGUUAUACGAGGCGGAGAUAACGCAGUUGGAACGAGAACGAGGUAUCGAGGUGACGUUCGUCAAUCCUGAGCCGGGUUACGUCAUUAAGACGAGCGUCGACGGCAGGACCAAGUGCUUCAUCAACGUCAGCAUGAACGGCUACGUGGGUAAGCCGACGAAUGAACCGAGCAGGGGAGUCGAGGGCAACGGCGGUUACAACUGGUCGAUCCCCUAUGUGCUCGCACCUCCGCGCGACGACCUCGAUAAACGUAAGACCCGCUGCCGGGUCUUCGACGUCGUCUUCCACCCGGAGUCCAUGCGUUUGGCCAAGGCCAAUCAUAAUUUCCGCGAUAUGGUCAACGACACGGCCAUGGACGGCAUCGAGAAUAACUUUAAGGUUAAAUUGGAUCGUAAAAAUCUAAAAUUCCCAAAAAUGAAUUUUAAAGGCAUGGCACAUCCUACAGUUAUUAGAAGACCUUGCGAUAAGCCAGUGAAACAAUCGGAAACGGACCCUGAAAUCUAUCAAAAAUUGAUGUCAAGUUACGACGAAAGUAGAGAAAGAUGGUUGAAAUCUACAGAGGAGAGAUGCCCAAGACCUACUCCAACCACUAAAUACUACAAUUCACAAGCUAAUGAGACUGAAGAUAAAAAUUCAGAGUAUACGAAACCAAAAUUUGUUGUAAAAUACCAAACGAGUUUUGACAUGGAUGAAUUUAGGGAAUCUAAAGAUGCUAAGAUGCACUCUGCAAUUCCCAAAAAUCUAGUUAUCAUCAUCAACUUGCCACUGUUAAAAUCUGCCGAUUGUGCGACAUUGGAUGUUCAAGCGCGUCACCUAACAUUAAAAAGUGAAAAGCCUGCCAAAUAUUGGUUGGAAUUACCACUAUCGUACACGGUUGAUUCCAAUAAUGGUAGCGCAAAAUUUGAUCCAAAAUUGAGAAGGUUAACCGUUACUUUGCCUGUGAUUCGUGACAUGUCUUUCUUACUCGAUACAAAGGAGGACAGCGGUGUGGAAAGUGAUCAUGGAAGUCCUCUGCCCGAAUCACAAGUCAUAAAUAAUCACUUGGCGCAAGAAGGGGACUUGAGUGAUGGUUGCAAGCCAAAAAAUGGUUCGUUGAUUUGUGUUUUAAAUGAAAAUGAUAAAGUGCAAAGUGAUUGUGCAGAUACCGCUUUACGGACUAGUGAAGAUACAAAAACGGCGGUGCCAUUUAUGAAUCCUAACGUAAAAUAUUCCCUUCCGCCGUUCACUUGUAACUUAUACGAUAAUCUCUUUGCCAUCACAAUACAUGUGAAAAAUGUAGAUACAGAAUCUAUACAUUACAAGAUUUUACAAGAGAGCUCUGGUCUUCAUAUAAUACUUACAUCUAUCGGAGCUGGAUUCUUUCCUAUUUAUUAUUCGUUAUGCAUGAAAAUACGGAAGGACGCAGUUGUGUCGGAUACUUUGACUGUAGAGCCUUGGGACAAUAAUGUCGUUUUAUCGAUUCAGAUUAACGAGCCAGAAGUGUUUUCACGCUAUUUUGUUGGAACGGAUGAGGAAUUUAUGGAAAUUAAGGAUCUUUCUGUAGCAGUAUCCAUUCAAAAUAAAUUGCAAGCAUUAAUGGAGGAUCCAGAAAUAGAAACGGAUAAAAACGUCGAGGUUAUUAGAAAUGAAAAUGAAGUUAUUGUUAAUGUUUGCUCGGAGAGUGUGGACUCGGACGAUGACGAUGAACAUGAAAGCAAAUUAAAUUCCGAAACAGAUGAACAGAAAAGAACACAAUCGAGAUCAAUAUCCGAGAGCAGUGGAGACGAGUUUGCAAGCAGUAUUGCUAGUAGUACAGGAAGUGCACGAUACAAGAGUAUUCUGAAAACUGGUCAUAAUCGUUUUUCACGAUCCAUUUCGGAAUCGAGCAUCGACGAUAGUACCGCACCCUUACACUCAGCGACAUUUAAUGAUUUUGUACAGGAACUUAAUUCUGAGUCAGAAGGUUCGAGUUUAAAAAAAACGGUUCGCUUUAACGAUGUGGUUUCGCGUCAAUUAUUCAGGUCAAACUCGAGUAUCUUUGGUCAACGUAAGAAGAAUCAAAGAAAGCUGAAGAAUAAAAAGCGUGCACAGGAGCGACGGUUAAGUGAAAGCGAGAAUUCCGAAGGAGAAGAGCGGGAGAAAUAUAAAGCAGAGGUAAAAAAUGAAACGGAACAGGAUGUCUCUGAUGCGGUACGACCAAUACUUCAUCAGUCGAAUAAGCAGUCAGAAGCUCGAAAAACUGCCAAUAUUGAAAUAGAACGUACGCCACGUAACGCCAAUAAACGAAAACAGAAGCGCAAUACGAAAAAUGACAAGAUUAACCCAACUAAAGGUGAAGAGACAGCUAAAAUUGAAGAUAAUUCUAAAGGUGUUGAGCCUUGGAAAACGUUUGACGGCAAAAAUUACCUUAUGUUUGACCUUGAAGUAUAAGAUGAAAAAUUAUGUUAUAACCAUAUGAGGUAAACAGUGAUAGUAAUAGCUCAGCAUAUAAUAUUCUUUAUU
This is a messenger RNA of Ceratosolen solmsi marchali, 2747 nucleotides long. It is a transcript of the gene Nop17l, whose product is annotated as PIH1 domain-containing protein Nop17-like. The record is from RefSeq and is a predicted model, not a curated record. Gene Ontology annotation, biological process: axonemal dynein complex assembly. The transcript is spliced from 4 exons. Gene Ontology annotation, cellular component: cytoplasm. Lineage: Eukaryota; Metazoa; Arthropoda; Insecta; Hymenoptera; Agaonidae. The coding region runs from base 117 to 2675 and encodes 852 amino acids.